Molecule: messenger RNA, 312 nt
Organism: Echinococcus granulosus
Lineage: Eukaryota; Metazoa; Platyhelminthes; Cestoda; Cyclophyllidea; Taeniidae
Exons: 2
Coding region: 1-312 (103 amino acids)
Source: RefSeq, a predicted model, not a curated record
AUGAGAUUUUCGGAUUUACCUCUGUUUAAUGGGUUGGAGAGUGAAACAAAUCAAAACUUCCAAAAGAGUAAUGGGAAUGUAGCACUAUUAGUUCCUACAAAUUCUAUUGGUUGUUUAAAUCACGUGAAUCAAUCAAUAGAAGAUUUGGGGAAAAUGCCGCGCUGUGAUUGUGUUGGCGAUUGGCGGAGGAGUCUACUAUUUGAUCAUCCAGAAAAAUCGGAAAUAGGCAUAAAUUGCACUACUUUUAAAAAGAAAAACAAAUGCACAAAAAGUGCUUUGAAGUCCUUCAAGGGUUUGCAUAAAUUCAAAUGA